AUGAAUGCCAUAAAUUUAUUCUCACUUAUUUUAGUUCAUGCUUUACUAGCUCAAGCUGGUUCAGACUUUAGUGCUUGUUUGUCUAGUAGUAUAUAUAGCACACUAUCAUCGUAUGUUGCUAAUAUAGCUGAUAAACAAAGCUUUUGCUGUUCUAGUACUCAGUGCGGUACUAAAUCACCAACCUGUCCUUUUAUUUUGGAAUCUCUUGAUGGUCAAUGUAUUAAAGUUGGACAAUCGAAAGUUUGUGUUGUUCAGGGUCUUUAUUUUGGUCUUCCAGGUGAUGAAUGUGGUGGAAUCAUAGGAACAACAUCACCGACUAACAUUACUGUCGGUACUUGUCCUAGUUAUGACGCAAUAGGAAACGCUUUGGUUGGGUCAGCAACAGCUCCUACUUUAGUUGGUUAUGUUGUGAUAGCGGAUAAUGGUGGUUGGUCAUGUACUGGUUCUAUUGGAUCUGUAAUUGCUGAUCUUACUCAAGCAAUCGGGGACUGCACAUUGCAAUUAUUAUUACCAAUACUCUUUAAUCGUGUGAAUGGUAAAUAUGUUGGUGAAAUAGAAUUUAGAGUAAUCACUGCCAUCGUUAUUGAUGAAACUCGUAAAAUUGAUUUCAGCAUCAUCUUGAGUGAUUAA
This is a messenger RNA of Dentiscutata erythropus, 630 nucleotides long. Lineage: Eukaryota; Fungi; Glomeromycota; Glomeromycetes; Diversisporales; Gigasporaceae. The record is from the annotation of a GenBank genome assembly.